AGCGGCGGCCGCGCUGUCAGGGCCGGUGUCGGUGUGAUGAAGAUUGGCGGGCAGCCUGGAGCAGGUGAUGGAGGAGCAUCCCAGGCAUCCCUGUGGACAGCAUCUCCCACUCCAGCGGUUUUUUUCCUCCUGAUAGCUGGCACACAGACCCGGGUUGUAGCAGUAACGCUCAGUGAGAUCUUGCACAGAGGAGUCACCAUCCCCCAGGAGUGGAAAAGGACGGGCCAGGACUGUGCCGACCUCCAUCCGUUGUGGGUAGACCAUCAGUUGUGAUUCCUACCCAGAAAAUCUAGUUUUCAGGGAGGUGGGAGGACAAUUCCAGGGCAGUGGCUACCCGAGCACCCCACAAACAGUUCUCGAUGUGAGUCCCACCCAGGAUGCACCAUGUCUCCCCAGCACCGGCUUUGACUAUGAUGGCCACCCAGACAGUGCCUCCUUCUCCCUAUCAAGACACCCCACAGAUGACAGCCACAGCCCAGCAGCCCACCAAGGCACAGCCUGUGCACCUCGCCACGCCAGCGGCGGCUGCCAACACACCGGUGCCAGCCACGGGCGGCGACCCCCAGGCGCAGCUGGAGGCCGACAAGAGGGCUGUCUACAGGCACCCACUGUUCCCGCUGCUGACGUUGCUCUUUGAGAAGUGUGAGCAGGCGACGCAGGGCUCUGAGUGCAUCACCUCAGCCAGCUUUGACGUCGACAUCGAGAACUUUGUCCACCAGCAGGAGCAGGAGCACAAGCCCUUCUUCAGUGAUGACCCCGAGCUGGACAACCUGAUGGUGAAGGCAAUCCAGGUGCUGCGCAUCCACCUCCUGGAGUUAGAGAAGGUCAAUGAGUUGUGCAAGGACUUUUGCAAUCGCUACAUCACCUGCCUCAAAACCAAGAUGCACAGUGACAACCUACUCAGGAAUGACCUGGGGGGGCCCUACUCCCCCAACCCCUCCUCCAUCAGCCUCCACCCCCAGGAGAUGCUGCAGAGCUCUCCGGCAGCCCUGCCACCCGCGUCCAACCCUCCGCCGGGCAUUGUGGUGCCAGCGGCCGCGCUGCCGCCCGGCAACCUGGCCAUGAGCACCGCCAGUGGCUCCCCCGCCGUGCCAGGUGGAGCCUUGUACCAGCCUGUGACGAUGGUGACGUCGCAGGGCCAGGUCCUUGCCCAAGCCAUCGCCCCCGGUGCCCUGCAGAUCCCCAACGCCCAGGUGAACCUGGAUCUUACCUCCCUCCUUGACGGUGAGGACAAGAAGUCCAAGAACAAACGGGGCGUCCUGCCCAAACAUGCCACCAACAUCAUGCGCUCAUGGCUCUUCCAGCAUCUCAUGCACCCCUACCCCACAGAGGAUGAGAAGAGGCAAAUUGCUGCCCAAACCAACCUGACCCUCUUGCAAGUCAACAACUGGUUCAUAAAUGCCCGGAGACGCAUCCUGCAGCCCAUGCUCGAUGCCAGCAACCCGGAUCCUGCCCCCAAAGCCAAGAAAAUCAAAUCCCAGCACCGGCCCACGCAGAGGUUCUGGCCCAACUCCAUUGCUGCCGGGGUCCUGCAGCAGCAGGGCGGCAAUUCAGGGACAAAUCCUGACGGCUCGCUCAGCAUGGACAACCUCCAACCCCUUUCAUCGGCCACGGCCACCAUGGCCAUGCAGCAGGCCAUGCUGGCAGCCCACGAGGACUCCCUGGACGGCACUGAGGAAGAAGAGGAGGAUGAGGAGGACGAGGACGAGAUGGAGGAGGAGGAGGAAGAGGAGGAAGAGCUGGAGGAAGAGCCCGGUGGCCUCCCAGCAGCACCUGGCACUGAUCUCGGCUUGGACCACAGUGACUCGCUGGAAUAGCUCCUCCUGCAGCCACCCCAAAUCACUGACACCACCAGACACAAAAUUCCCUCCCUCAAAAUGCCAAAAUCAAACAAAAAAGGCAAGAACAAAAAAAUUCGCGAGAGAAAAGCAAACUGGCGGCGCCGGUGGCUGCCCCGGCUGCGCACAGGAGCACGGGCACCACCCUGCCAGCGCGUGGAAGUGAAAGACACAUGUUUACAAGGCACAUAUUGUGGCCAAAUUAAUCUUUUAUUUCAGGUUUUAUCUUUCAUUUUCCCCUUCAUUUUUUUGGUGAAGCAGAAACGUUUUUAGGGAACGGUGUUUCCCCCGCGCGAUGCUCGGAUGCCGUUGGGCGACGGCAGGUUUUCUGCAGUGGGCCACCCCGUCCACCCCUUGGAUUUCUUGGUGUGAAGGAAAACCACACCAACCCCAGGACUUAAUGCUUUUUGGGUUUUUUUCCCCCAAGAAGAUUAUUCACAAGCAUAAACAUGGGCACAGAGGGGGAAGAGAAAUAACCGGCGAGUGCAAGUUCUGCUGAAUCUGAGGAGGGCUUGGUGCUCCACCCACUGGGUUGCCCAAACCCCCCCACUUUGCCCCCAGUGCUGCGGCUGUUUGGUGACUCCGGACACAACUUUCUGGAAAAGGGAGGACACUCCUCCAACUCCUUUAAUUUAUGUGCUAAAACCCCAUUGAAUCUGGAAAAAAAAACCCAACUCACCCCAUUCUCAUCCUUAAGGGAUGCAGAGCUGGGGCAAAGGCUGUUGGGAGUGAAACUUUUCCAAGGAGCUUUGGUGCUGAUUCAGGAAAAAAUAGGGAAAAAGAUGAGUUUAAAAAAUGCAAGAUUUCACCCAGAAUUGGAUGGUGACCCCCUCCCCCCCCCGCCUGGGUUCGCAUGGGUGGAAGGAAUCUCAAUAUUGUUGCUUGAAAGAUGGUUUCUCCCUGGAAUUUUCCCUCCACGUGGGAAAAUGGUGCAGUUUUAGCACCAUGGGGGGAGGGCAACAGCCAAAACCCCUGAAUUUGCAUUCUUUUUUUUAUUUCCAAAUGCCAACAAAAGGGUCUGUUUCACCUUAAAACAUGGCAUGGGAGGAAAACGCAAAAGCAAAACAGGGCAAAAAAUAAAGAAAUUUUCUUCUGCAGGUUCCUGCUCUAAAUGUAGGAUUCUAUAAGAAGGAUAGUUUUCUUUGUGGCUUUUUGCCCGUAUUGUCCUUUUUCUUUUUUUUUUUUUGGCUCUUAAAGGGUUGAUUAAAAAAACCCAAACAGGAGCCAGGGUAAAAACCACGAAUGAUGCAAUAGGCAGAAAAGCCUAUUUUUCAGUACUGAUCUGGUGUGAAUGUAAUCUGUAAUUUCAUAAAGGAUUCAUUGUAAUUUAGUAUUAAUUCCAGGCCAUUUAUUAUAAAGUGCUACGAGAUGAGGGGUUGCAGCUGUAUUUUCUUGGCAGCUUCUUCCUGUGAGCAGAGAAGAUCCAAAAUGCUGGAAUAACUUCCCCACCCAAUGGGUGAAUGGACCCAAAUUGGUAGUUAAGUGAUGUGGAGAAAAUUUGAUUUAUACUUCCUUAAGUACAGUGCCCCAAAAAUGAGAGAUGCCCCUCCACCCCAAGUGAGCUCCAACAGGAUUUUGCCCACAAAUUAAUUAUACCCCCCCCUCCCAAAUCAGUGAUGGUUACCCCAAAAUGAGCUGUGUUCUCCAAAAAUGAGUGAUUCUUCCCCCAAAAGAGUGAUCUUCCCUAAAACAUUAAACACAACCCCAAAAUGGGUGAUGCUCAGCCCCAAAAUGAGUUAACAGUCUCCAAAAAUGAGGGAUAUUCUUCAAAAUCCAGUGGUGAUCCAAAAGGGGCAAAUAUCCCCCUGAAAUGGGUGAUUCUCCCCAAAAUGAGUGUUCACCCCAGAAUGUGUGAUGUUCACCCAGAAUGAGUUGUAUUCUCCAAAAAGAAUAAUUCUCCCCCAAAAGAAGUGAUGCUUCCCGAAGAGGAGUGACCCACCCCAGAAGGGGUGAUGCUGCCUCAAAAUAUGUUGUGCUUUCCAAAAAUGAGGGAUGUGCCCCCAGCAAAAAGUAGUAUUUUCCAGAAAUGAAUGAAGCUCUCCCCAAAAGAGGGAUGCUCCUCCAAAAUGAAGGGAUUUUUUUUUCAAGUGGUACCCAGACAUGAUCUUCUCAAAACCAUGACGUUUCCCCCAAAUGAACAAUUCUCCCCCAAAAUGAGCAAUAAUCCCCCAAAUUAGUGACAUGCCCCCAAAACUGGUGAUCCUCCUGGAAACGAGUGACUCUCUUAUAAAAGUGCCUUCCACCAAAAUGACUGAUUCUGCCCUACAAUGAACGACAACACUCCAAAAAUGAGCAAAGAGUCCCCAAAUUAGGGACUCUCUCCAAAAAUGAGUGACAAACCCAAACCAGAGCAAUUCUCCGCCAAAAGAAGCCCCCCCAUUUCCUAAAAAGCCAUUGCUAAUUAAUGUGUUGAUAUUUUGGGGGGGGAAAAAAGGUGAUUUUUGCAGUUUUUAGCAGAAAAUGGGGCUGCAGAAAAGUGUAAAAAAAAAAAGGGGAAAAA
Messenger RNA from Myiozetetes cayanensis, 4338 nucleotides. RefSeq names its product PBX/knotted 1 homeobox 2 (gene PKNOX2). Gene Ontology annotation, biological process: regulation of transcription by RNA polymerase II. The record is from RefSeq and is a predicted model, not a curated record. Gene Ontology annotation, molecular function: DNA-binding transcription factor activity, RNA polymerase II-specific; RNA polymerase II cis-regulatory region sequence-specific DNA binding. Bases 378 to 1817 code for a protein of 479 amino acids. NCBI's taxonomy places the organism in Eukaryota, Metazoa, Chordata, Aves, Passeriformes, Tyrannidae. The transcript has 14 exons.